AUGGAUCCGGGGAGUCCCGUCUCUCUUCGGUCCGGUAGGCGACAGUUCCCCUGGACCAGCAAACCCAGACUGAAUCAUCGUCCGUCCUUCAAUGUUCUUGGGAGCAGAUCGGUCCCCGUAUCCGACGAUCAGGCAUUUGAAUUGGCGGUGGAGGCUGUGAGGAAGGCGGUCGAAACUCAGCAGCACGCGGAAAAGGAGCCUACUCUCGACACAGACAUCAAUAAUGGUAUGACCAUCAAUCUCAGCGGCAAGAAGAUUGGGGCCCUCACCGACAGCAUCAUCAAGGUUGUCCCGCGGGAUAUCCAAAGACUGGCGCUCACUGAGAAUAUGUUGUCGAAUAUCCCUCUGAGGCUCUCGACCUUCUCGUCAUUACGAUACCUAAAUGCCCGGGAUAACUGCAUCAAGUCAUUUCCUCCAGUGAUAUUUUUGUUGCCACGCCUAGAGAUUCUCGACUUGAGUGUCAACAAGAUUCAGGUGCUUCCUGAGGAUAUCUCAAAGCUCACUUCGCUCAGAGUCCUAGCCAUAAGGGAGAAUUUCCUGCAGGAAUUCCCUGCCUCCAUCGCCGAUAUGACGCUACUCCAAGUCUUGAAGGUGGAAGGGAAUCCGCUGAACCAGAAGCUGAGACGGAUCUUGACUUCGCGUCAAUCGUCGACCAAGAUGGCAUCUGAGCCGGCGAAUUUGGCUGAGAUUGCCGUAACCACUCGGAUAAAGCAGUAUUUGAAAGAUAGCAACCCAAGUACCACUAUAAUCCAUCCGCUGGGGGAGUUGAGAUAUCCGCCGAGUCCAAUAACAGACCAGCCGAAGCAUCCGUCUAGGUCCAGCCGACCGGGUCGCUUCCCAGUAAAGGUUCGCGAGAGCCACUCCCAACCCUCAAACCCGCCCCCAUCGCCGAUCGCCCUCCACUCGAAAGCCUUCUCUCAGCAGAGCAUUGCCCCUCGAAGUCCGUGUCUCAUCCCGCCCACCAUUACUGAGGGUGGAGAGUCACCACAAAGAGCCGCAAGGGGUUUGAGUAUCCAAACAGGCAGUAUUUACCCGAGUCCUCGAAUCAAACGCCCGCUCUGGAAUCAGCUGCAGUCUCCAAUGACGGUCGAGCGCCCUCGUAGAGUUAGUUUUGGCGCUGAGCCUCAUCGACCCGCCUACCAGGAGAGGACAUCAGAUAUUGCCAAUUCCGGGAAAAGAAGCAUCUUAGGGGCAUUGGCCAUGCAGCCGUCUCCCCCAUUGGCGGGCGAGCCGUUGCUCGGCAUGGCUCGGACCCUAUAUUUGUCUAUUAACCAACUUCAUCUACCGCUCCAAGCUCUCGCUAGUCUCGCUUCGGACGUACCAAAUAGGCGAUCAGCUCUAGAGUUGACUAUCGAGAAGGCAACUUUCGAUCUUAAUAUUCUUGGGCAACUGAUCCAAAAGCAUUCGGUACUGAGUCAGCAAGGACUGGAAGAAGCGGACAGGAAUAUCAUUGGACAUACAUGCGCUGAUCUUAUUAAUAAUUAUAUGGCCGUCUGCUCUCAAGUCGUGACCAAUCUGGACAGGUUGGUCGACAGAGGUGACCCACGGUUCGUUCGGAAUCUCAUCAGUCUCAUGUAUAGCAGCGUUAUGAGUUUCCGUGGAGAGUUCAUGCCAUAUUUUCAGAGCGAGGCCUCUGACUAUAAGAGAACGGUCCGGCCAAAUCGUUCGUUAAAGGCACAAAUGGGGCUUGGUAUUCGUCAAAGCCCGCGGCACGUCACAUCUCGACCACCAAAACCACUGACCGUCACGCCUCCAGAGUCGGAGACAGAGCCAGACGCUGUCUCUGAUCGCCGCCGUGAAUGGGAGUAUGUCGACCUUGUCCAGACAGUUUUGCAGCGGUCAUUCCGGCUUGUUCUCGACACUCUACCAAGCCUCAAUCAGCAAAUAAGGGGGAGUCUCUCUGAGAUACUCACGCAGGAGCCAAGGCCACACAUGAUCGACACCUACCAGCUUCUCUACACGUCAUGCUCUCGGAUGAUCGAGCAGGCCAGCAGCCUGGAAAAGCACCUCCCUGCCUUGAGCGGUGAUUGCCUCAACGGCAGGUUCGGACCCAUCUGCUACGAAUACGUCGAGGCCUGGACGCAGCUCGGCGCGCUCAUCAAGUCGUCCCACCCCGUGGUGGCGUUCCCGCCCGAGACGAUGAGGGCCUUCCAGCAGAUCCAGCGAAGCGUCAAGGAGGUGACUAGCCUCACGAUGAACCCCAAGCCUACGCCGGUGGAGUCGCCGACGAGCCCGCGUUCUGAUGUGUCCAUGUUUUCUGCGUCAACACCCAUAACGCCAAUGCAGGCUUCAAUUGGACCGGCCAUUGAAAUUCUCUCGAUCCACUCACCGUGA
Messenger RNA from Clonostachys byssicola, 2334 nucleotides. The record is from the annotation of a GenBank genome assembly. Lineage: Eukaryota; Fungi; Ascomycota; Sordariomycetes; Hypocreales; Bionectriaceae.